This is a messenger RNA of Hevea brasiliensis (rubber tree), 1913 nucleotides long. Its product is annotated as protection of telomeres protein 1a. Gene Ontology annotation, biological process: telomere capping; regulation of telomere maintenance via telomerase. Gene Ontology annotation, cellular component: chromosome, telomeric region; nuclear telomere cap complex. Lineage: Eukaryota; Viridiplantae; Streptophyta; Magnoliopsida; Malpighiales; Euphorbiaceae. The transcript is spliced from 10 exons. Bases 288 to 1715 code for a protein of 475 amino acids. Gene Ontology annotation, molecular function: G-rich strand telomeric DNA binding; telomerase inhibitor activity. The record is from RefSeq and is a predicted model, not a curated record.
CUUUCUCUCUCUUGAAAAUUCCCUUCCCUUGAUUUUCUCUCACCCCUCUCUUUCCUUCACUUUCACCUGCUUGUCAAACACAGCUAAGAACUAUAACUUUGUAGGGGUUUACGGAAGUUUGUGGUGGAGUUCGAUGCCUAUUGAGGGGGAUUUGGCUGCUUUUGAACGGGGAUUGGUAUUGUCAACUGGGAUUUUCGCCAUGACGGUUUCUAGCCGUAUUUGUUACUCGGAGCUGUAAAGACCUUUUUGGCUUCCAUUUUCUUAUCAUUCUUUUGGUACUCAAAAAAAUGAACGGGAGUGGGAGUGGGAGUGGGAGUGGUAGUGGUAGUAGUAGAAGCAGAAGCUGCAGAGGUAUCAUUCCUAUAAUUGAGGUAGUUCACCAUGUGGACAAGAAGGUAAACAUGAUAGGCGUUGUUGUAGAGUUCUCUCUCCCUAGAAAGAGCUGUGGAACAGAUUAUGUGUCCACAUUGAAGAUUGUGGAUGAGUCACAACAGAGCCCUGAAUUCUCUGUAAAUAUUUUCACCGAGAAAGUGCAGCAUCUUCCGGUUGUAAAAUCUCACAGCGACUUGGUUGUCCUUCAUAAUGUCAUGAUUAAAAAGCAUGAUGGGGAGGUGAAUGCUGUUUUCAGCAAAAACUUCUCAUCAUUUGCUUUGUUUGAUGGAAAAAAUAGCAAUGACUUAUCUUGUUAUCAAGCUUUGAGAAGUUUCUCUCUAUCAUGGCGCGAAAUGAAUUGCAUAAAAAAUCUAAGGAAUUGGUGGCCUAGUGCUCACAUCGAUUCAGGCAAAAGUGAGUACCUGGUAUCAGUGAAAGACAUUUCAAGUGAUACCUAUUUUGACCUUGUAUGCAAGGUUUUGCAUGCCUCCUUUGAUGUUUCUAGAGGCCUAUGGAUUCUCUUUGUGUGGGAUGGGAGUGAUGCCCCUUUAUUAAGCCUUGAUGGAAAACUCAAGGAUGAGGAGAAGAAUCCGCUUCCAUUGCAAGUGGAAUCAUUUGCAUUAGAUCAAGACACCCUUUCCAAGUUUUAUCGUGUUGGAACUAUUUUAAGAGUGAUGGCUGAUAAAUCUCAUGAAAAUCUUGGUCUACAGUUUCAUGGAGUUGGCAAAUGGGUGAGAAUCCGCAAUGUGGGUGCUAAAGUGUUGUCAGGGAUGUGGUAUGGUGCUUUGAAUUCUUUUUCCAGAGUUAGACUUCUUGCUGAUGAUGACAUUAUUGUUGUGGAGUGUAAAAGGAAAUUUCAAGAGAGAAGAUUGGAACUUGGACGGUUACCCUUAUGGAGCAUUGAUGAUGACUUAACUGUGACAGAUUAUAAUGAGAUGGACAACAUUCAAUUUGGCUCGUUGAUGGAUAUUCUUUCAUAUGAAAAGGAUGACAGUAUAUUUUGUUGUGUUGUUCGUGUGAUGGCAAUCCAUCCCUUUCAAGCUGAAGACUUGCAUUCAUCUGCUGAGAGGGGUGAACAUGAGAUGAGAUUGACGCUAGAGGACCCAACAGCAAGAAUUCAUGCCUAUUUAUUAGGGAAAGAGUUGGUGGAAUUUUUCAAUGGUUUUCCUCCUGAUUUGCUGGAUGUCAAAAUGAAGAAAUUACUUGGAGUGCCAGAACAUGAAAAUUUGGCCGAUGAUACAAAUUUUACAAGACAUCCACCAUUGGUAAAGUGUUGUAUAGAUUCAAUGAAGGAUAAUUUUGGGAACACACAUUAUUAUGUUUGUCAUACUUGGUUGAAGUAGUAGUCUUGGGCAUGAACAAUUAGGUUCUCUCUCGUUUUCUCGGUAGUUCUCUUUUGUUCUUGUAUACUUGCAUAGUGGCAUAGGAUUUGGCAGUAUUAUUUUUGUUCGAAAUGGGGGUAUGACUAAUACUUUUGUAAGACAAAGUGCUUGUUUGAUGACGAUGAUGAUAGUAAAUAGUAUAUUAGUUUUGUACCUGAA